AUGUCCCGCUUCCGGACCAUCCAUAUUUUGAACCUCAGCCAUGGGAAUCCCGUCACGGACGUUGCUUUACCUGGGAGUUACACUCCGUAUUUUUUCAAGGGCGGCGCUGGUCCUCGAUAUACUUUCGCGGGGAUGGUGGUCAGUCCAUUGAUCACCACGGCAGAGUCUGACGGUGUGUUUGCCGUGGGUUCAAUCGAAGGUUCUUCUACCAUCAGCAAAACCCGCUGGCAAAAGGCGUGA
Molecule: messenger RNA, 240 nt
Organism: Exophiala xenobiotica
Lineage: Eukaryota; Fungi; Ascomycota; Eurotiomycetes; Chaetothyriales; Herpotrichiellaceae
Exons: 1
Coding region: 1-240 (79 amino acids)
Source: RefSeq, a predicted model, not a curated record